AUGACCUGGACGACGAACAGUUGUUUGAUCACUCUGGCCAUCCUGUUUCUCUGGCGGGUGAAAGAAAUAGCAGAAGCCUGCAGCUGCUCCCCUGUGCACCCUCAGCAGGCGUUUUGCAACGCAGAUGUUGGUGAGUAGACUAACUUUUACAAGCAAAACCAGUGAAAGCAGAGUUGCAUUUCAAGUAGUUUGUUGUCUAUGUGAAGUUGGAGAGACUUAAAGUUACUUUGUAUGACAGAAAUGUGAAUUUUGAGGUGGAAAACUGUGCAAACUAGUCCUCCUCUUCUGUUUACAGUUACAGGGGGAGGAGGAUGGAAAUUUCUGUCUUUCACUCUGUUCUUUCCACCACUCCCCUCCCUCCUUUUUUUUUUUCUCGAAUCAUCUGUUGACAGUCUUGAUUCUGCAAAAAUGCAACCACCAUGGCACUUCACUUUUAUCUGUUUGGUUUACUUUUAGAGUGAAAUAAGAGCAUAAAAAGUUAACAGUUGAAGAAAAUAAUCAACAAAGGUUUUUUAGCCCCUACUUUUUCUGCUCAGAAUUUUUAAAUGCAGUUUAUAAACUAUAUGUGGAGUUUGUUCUUAAAGAAAACAACACAGGCAUGGGGAUAUUAACUUAAUCUCCUGAGUAAAUUUAACAGCAAAAAGUAGAGACAUAACAGGGGCGUACUCAAGUUGUUUGAGGACCAGGGGCUAGAGAAUGGAAAGGGCACCUCCUGUGUGCUUUAAGGCACCCGCACACAGACAGUUGUGGUUAAUGAUCAUGAUUUUGAAGACCAUUUUGUAAGUUUGUAAGUUUUCUGUUUCCUGCACAUUGGGUUUAGUUCUGGCCUGCUGAAAGUAGAGGUGGCCUGGUUAGUUUUUAAGCAAGGCAAGGCUCAAGUAGUUUUUGAAACCUCCAAUUCUCACAAUGUAAUGAAAGAAAUGAGGUGAAAAUAGGAAAAGAUGGGGUCUAAAGUUCCUUCACAAGCAACUUUGAAAAUAUAUCCUGUAUUCUGGUAAAUAUUUAUGCAAUAAUCUUUGUUAUAAAGACACAAAAUCAUUCAUACAUAGUUAAAAAAAAUGCUACUUCAUGGACUAUACUUAAAUUCUUGUAAGAUUUUAAUCAUGAUAAUUUUAAAACAAGAAGUCUGAAUCUAACUAAUCAAAUUUCGGAGUUAAAGCUACCCUGUGGAGUUUUUUAUGUUUAUAAAAUGGUCAAAAAUUUAUAUUGUGCAUUUUUUUAUGAUAUCCAAAAGCAAACAAAACCAUCAGGUGAAGGAUUAAAAGUUCGUAUAUUGUAAUUUCAAUGCCUGGAGAAGGAGUGAGGGGGUAGGUGUCUGCCAAGCAGGUGAAGAAACAGCCAUGUUUUUAUGAUUUACACCAAACAAGCUCACGACAAAUGAUGUAUUUAACUGCCACAGGUUUGGACACUAUCUAAGACAAACAGAGCCUGCCACAAAUCAAAAUAUGAGCUUUAACUAAACACACUUCAAACCUUAUAUGACAAGUUUUCAAUCAUGCUCUGCUCAGUCAGAGAGGAUCAGAGAGGGGUCUUUUUACUGACUGGAAAAGUACCCAGAAGGCACUUUUUACACUUUAUUAACUGGAAGGGGCAGCAAUGUGUCCAAAAAAAUGGCACUGAAAAAGACAUUCUGUGUUGUUAUAUCUACAGGCGAGGCGACACUUCUGUGUUGUUUUUAAAGACACGCAGGCACCACCCCUUUUUUGAAGCACACCACUGAGUUGUACCAUCCUCAGCUCAAUGGUGAAGCAAUAGUGCUACGGACUACUCUUUUAAUGACUUACGAAUGGCAUUUGAAACUGGAGUCAAUGAGAGCAGUUUUCCCUCUUACUUACCUAUUACAAAACACCGCCUGUUGCCGGCCUCACCUUCAGGUCCAGAGUCUCAACAGUGAGCGGCCUGUGUAGCUGUUUGAACGCAGGUUUGCUGAGGGUCUUUUUUCUCGGUUGUGAGGCUGGCUCAGUGUGUGUGGCAUGUACACAGACGCUGUCUUAUUCAAAGAUUUCACUUUACCAUCGGAUUCCACGACUGGGGCUGAGGAAACCACAUUAUCCUGCUGGGGAGUUUACAGUAUGGGAAUGUGAUUUUUCAGCAGUUCCUUUUUAAUGCUUUCCUUUAAAAGUUGCUGCUUUGCAAAUGUGACCAGAGGGCCGAUGUAGACGAUCGGACAGAGAUAGAAAAUGAGCCAAAAUAGUUUGAGUGUUUGAUGGUGAAGUUUAGGCCGUACAAACACACAAAAACAAAAAGAAAAGAGCAAAUGGUGUUGAGUUUAAAUGUAACUUUGUCCUUUUUUUUUAAAACAUUACAAAAUUUUCUCAUUAUUUCUUUUAUGUUUUACAUUAUUUGGUUAAUUUAUCUGUUUUGCUGCAUAAAAAGAGACACUUCAACUCAGUUUUAGAUGCAGUUUUUCGUGUAUUUGCAAGGCUAAGAAGCAGAAACACCACUUACUUUAAGUAUUGCAGUACUUCUCAAUUGACCUCUUUCACUAAUCCAUAUUUUCACGAGUCCUAGUAUUACCUUAACCACCCAUAGCUCAGGUUUCCUGCUUCAGCACCAUGGAUAGACCCUGCUACUAACAUAAACCACCAUUUUGACCUAAUAUCAGCUUUUCUUGUGCUUAAAACGCUCCCUGAUGUGCUUCUUUUCCCAUCAGAAAUCCUCCUGAAACUACUUAACGUGACAGUUUAAAGAGAAUAUCGCGCCUUAAAAAGUUAAAAUAGUUUCCUGUAGUAGAUUCUGAGCGAAAGCAUGUUAAUUUGAUGUUAUAGCCGUGUUAAUUUGCUGGCUGCUGCAUUGAAAAUGAAUGGGUGGCUGACUUUGCAAAAUGAGAUGCCACACUCUAAAUGAUGGUCACUUUCGGCUCAGCCAAGCACUCUGCUAUUCAGAACAUCACUCUGCUUUGUUUCCAGCCCUAUACCCUCCAAACUACUGAUUAUUUUCCUCUCUGUUAGACUGUUUAAAAGAUAUUAGAAUAAAUCACAGCAUUAGUGAGCGCAGACAAUCAUUUGGAUGUGUUUUCCAUGCUGUUACUGCACAAGUAAGACAUCGCCUUGAGGAACCCCUACUUACUGUCAGACAGUUUACUGAAGUGAAAGUAUUAUUUAAGUCGAGUGUCUGGAGCCAACGGAAAAUUACUCAAGAGCAUGAGUGGGUCAAAUUUGGUUUCAGUGUCUCAACUGAAAAUUUGAAACUGUCAAGAACAGUCAAAACUUACUGAAUCAGCCCCUUACGUUCUUACUGUACCGGGUGGAAAGAUAUAGGUCAAAGCGCAGACGUAAAAACAUCCUAUCCUAAUAUGGGAAGCAGCUGUCAGAGGAGAGGCUUUUAUUUACAAGUCUACCCAGAUGUGUUUUUGUCUUCUCUUCUUUGCACUAAAUAAACACAGAAUAUCAGAUAACUUUGACCUCAAAGUUUCAUUUAUCCUGUCAAAUCAAACUGAGUUGGAUGAAAAAACUAUUUCCACCCGGGCAAAGAGAUGCAGGUUGGUCACAUGCUGCAUUUGUGUGUGUUUUACAGCUUCUUUAACAUUUCUCACUGAUUUUUGAAGAAGAAAGCAAAUUAAAGGGAUAUUAAUUAUUACGUAAUUAUAAAUAUUAUGAUUGUAUUGAUUUUGAAACACCUGAAAAAGCUUAGCCAUGCACUUCAAACUGUGCUUACAAGAGCUGCUAGUCAGAGUAAACUGAAAAAGUUCACACUUCUUCGAACUCUAGCAUCACCAGCGGCUAUGCAUUUCAUUAAAAGAUCAUGCAGGCCAAUAAAUAAUGUGCUCAUUUUGUCAGCAACAAAUAAGGAAAAAAUAGUAAAUAUAAUAGAAAAAAAAUCUCCUCAAUCAUAUGCGUUAAAGCUGCUGUAAGGGUCUUUUUAUCCCAAGUUUGGCGCCCCCCUGUGGACAAAAUAAUUUUGCCUUUUUGUCCUGUACGCGCUCUAACAGCAUCUUCAGCCAAUAAAAUCUCAUCCUGAUGACUUUUUAAGGUCAAAUAUCUCUUUGGAAAUUCUAAAAACAGAUGACACCUACCCCCUCGCACCAAUGGUACACUUGCAACAUUCAUGUCUCAUUUGGUCUUUUUUUGGAAAUCAUAAAAAGGCAUUAAUUUAAAUGUCAGUGUAUUUCAAGGAAGUCAAAAAAAAUCCUCACAGGAGCUUUAAAUAUCUUCAAUAAUUAAAUAUCUUCAAUCCAUUUAUCCUCAUAGGAUCAAAGGAGGAUGAGUCUGAGUUCUUAGUUUGACAUUUCUGGUCCGUGAUCUGACCGCUUUGUGGCUUCUCAAGGAGGAAAUGCGUGUAAAAGCCCUGCAAUUACAUGACAUGCAUUGUUUUUUAAAGCGCUCCCAUAACCACAACACUGUGUUCAAAAUAAUGUGUUUAUUGUUUCAGUAACUUGAAAAUUACACGCUGCUCUAAAUCCCCAGUUUUCUAUAACAUAUGGUUUUUAAAGCGCUCAGUCAGCUCGAUCCUGUAAACAUCUUCACGGUUUGACAGAUAGACAUCAGGUCAAUACUGAUAACCCAAACUAGAAGUAUUACUAGAGUAAACUCGAGUAUUUUGGGCUUUUAUUGAUUAUUUGUUACUAAAUAAAUAGUGUUUAUGGAAACAUUCUGAUAGAUUUGCAUGAUAGAAAACCCCAUCUUUCAGUUUUUAAUGCUUGUGCUUCAAUUGUUUACAUCCAUAGAUAUGUCAGUGUUUGUUUGUUUUUAUACUCUGCAUAUUUUCACCUGCCCUACUUUAGUUUGGUAAAAGGAGAAGUUCUCUGUGUGGGAUUCUGCACACUCAGGCGAACAGGAUUACCACUAAUCCACUGUGUAGCCCAAAAAGUUGGACUGUAUCCGUCUUCAGCACUUCUCACUCGCAGCGUUUGAAGGAUUUCUCAGUCCAAACUCGUCUUUGUCAUCUCAUAUCGUGCAUGUAAUAUUCCACGGCUGCAUCCGUGCAACACAGCUCCUGAUUUUGCAAGUUUUCCUGGCUUUAGACUUCAAUUCUCUCUCUCUCUUCUCUUUCGUUGUGCUCUCUGCCUCCACUUUUCCAUGCAACUCGAUGUUUGUGACAGUUUUCUCCUUUACCUCCGCACUGCGACUGUCCAUUUUUCCUCUGAUCCUCUGCACGUAGAAUACACCAUCUGUGCACGCUCUCUUAUUUUCCCUCUGUUUUCCCCCUUUUUUUUUUUGCUUCUGAGUCCACUCUUUAAACCCUUAAAAGGAGAUGUUCUCUAAGACUGUAUUGUCAUCAAAUUGGGGCACAUGUGGCUUGCAGCUUCAUACCUUUCAUCAUAUAAAAAGAAAAUCAAAAGGCCAGAUCUUAUUUGGUUUGGGAGGCAGGCUGGAGAUGGUCGGAGGCUGUCAGUAGCUGCCACCUUGUGAGAGAGCGAGAGAGAGAGAGAGAGAACAUCUGGUUAUAAUUACGUCUGUCGCUACUUCCCUCCGCUUCAAAGAUUUCCAAUAUGAUCUUGUUAACCUAUUUUUUAUCGCUGCAUCUCGCAUCUAACUAGUAAUCCAUAAGAUUGGCACACGAUCGAUGCUUUACUGGACUUGAUCAUUCAGAUUCACAUGACAGGAGCAGUGUUUUCGAAAUGCAUGAGUCAUAUUUUUUGUCGAGUAGUCAGUAUUUGAGCUCAAAAGCUCAUCCGUAUGGCUCUGAUCAUACUUUUCCACUUGAACUGUUGUUUUUUCCCCUCCUUGAAUCUGGAAGCUGCGACUUGGUAGCACAGACCAGAAUGGGAGAGAGAGAGAGAGAGACAGGGGGAAAGAGAAAGAGGGGGGAGAGGUUGAUUUGCAUGUCAGCACCUCACUGCAGACACAGAGGCAGGCCGGCGGAGAGGCCUGGGGGCGAGGAGAAGGAGAGGGGGGGGCAUUCUAGUUCAGCUUUUUCAAAGAUUGCUGACUAGCUUCCUCCUGCGUCGGCCCAGCAGCCUGGGAGCCGGCAGCGCACAUUCCUCCCUCUGAUUGCAGCUGAUGAAACACUCAUGUGCCGCUUUCUUCCCUGCACCUGGCACAUGCAAACUCUUUAGAUCCAAGCCACAGCAGUGAAUCCUGGCCAACACCAGCAUGCCAAACCUAGGAAGGGCUUCUAUCAGACCCAGACUCAGAUGGGUUGAACUCUAACAACAGUGUUUAAAGGGUUUGUUUCAAAAAGUGUAAACACGGUUUGUUUUUGUUUUUGUGUCUGUGCAGUUAUCAGGGCGAAGGUAGUUGGAAGGCAGGAGAUUGAGGUUGGGAAUAACAUCUAUGGAAACCCCAUCACACGAAUCCAGUAUGACAUCAAACAGACCAAGGUACACAACUUAAAGCCAUCAUCCUCGAAUUACAGUUCAAACAGCGCUCUAUGAAUCUAAAUGUGCUUUUCUGUUUGAUUCAUCAGAUGUUCAAAGGUCCAAACCAGGAUAUCGACGCCAUCUACACCGCCCCUACCUCUGCGGUGUGCGGAGUGGAUCUAGAGACUAACAGCAAAGAGUAUCUGAUCACAGGUUAGACCUCGAGCUCAGAUCACGCUUUAAAAUACAGGACAAAAAUUAUGCUCCCGAUCGCAUCUAAUGUCUUUUCCUUCCUCCACAGGCCGGCUGGAGAGCGACGGCAAGAUGCAUGCCACAUUGUGUGACUUCAUCGAGCCGUGGGAGGCCCUGAGCGCCACCCAGAAGAAAAGCCUGACUCAGCGCUAUGAAAUGGGCUGUGAUUGCAAGGUAGAAACGUUAAAAAGAUACAUUCAGCAAAGUCGAAUUAGCCACUUCUGAGCGACCACAGACUAAAAGAAGCUUAAAAAUACAUACUGCUCGCAGUAAGCACAAUCCCUGAUCUCGCUCUCUUCUUCUGUUUCUUAGAUCACUCGCUGCACCUCCAUCCCCUGCGCGGUCAGCGGCCCGGCCGAGUGCCUGUGGUUGGACUGGGUGAUUGAGAAGACAGUCAACGGAGAGCAGGCCAAACACUAUGCUUGUAUUAAGAGGAGUGAUGACUCUUGUGCCUGGUACAGAGGGUCAGCGCCGCCCAAAAGGGAUUUCCUGGACAUCGAAGACCCUUAGCUCCACCGCCGUCUGAUAGUUUGAGGAUAGAGAGAUAGACUAAAAUACAAAUACCAAAAACAGCAAUAAAUAUGCAAAGCAACUUUUGUAUUUCCUUGUUAAGAAAGAACACAGGGUUUGUGCUCUGUGGGGAGGUUGAAAAGAGUGAAAUGUUUUUUAUGGACUUUUUUUUUUAAACAACAGUCUUAUGAAUUCAGCACUUUCAGACACUUCUUCCCCUCAAAUCCAACGCACUUCAUCAUAAACCACUUCUGCCUCCGCUGAAAUAAAGGAUCAUUUUCAACUUUGACUGUUUUGGGCAAUUCCAUUCUUGUGCUAUCUUUGUCAUGUUUUAAUCAAAGACAGUGUUUAAGGUGAGGUUUAUAUUUCAACGACACAGCAGAUACAUAACUAUUCAGUCAACGUUUGUGUUCAUCAAAAACAUGAGCUGCCAGUUCACUCUCCCUCUCCAGUACGUGACAGCAGAGCUAUCACUAAGAACGAAGGCCAACUCCUGUGUUGAAUUAUUUCUCAUGCUAAGUACACAAAACUUUCCCCUUUUUUAAGAUGCGGCCAACCUGUUUUUGGUAAUUGUUUUAUUUUUUUGAUAAUCCUGAAAUGGAAAAGAACGCACUUUGAACACAACCGUCUCAGUGGCCGUAUUGCAAAUUGUCUGAUAGAGGAUUGAAUCCUCCUUUUUUUUUGUAUUUUUUAUAUUACAUCCUUGCUCUUUAUGCUUCAUUGUAAUAAAGUUUUUUAAUUUAAGAUACCAUGACUAAUCAUAUUUUAUUCAGAAAAGCCAUUUUUAAUACAAACUGUGACAAAAAACCCCACCAUUUUUAUCACAUAAAGAAAAGGGCACACAUUUUCAUAACAUAACAAAACACAUUAAAUGUGCAUUAAAGGCCUACCUAACUGUCGGCCAUGUUAUUUAAAGGAGUAACCAAUCAGCUUGUAGUGCAGAUCCUUUGAUGUGACCGUAAAAGUAUUGAGCAUUUGUUUUUGUUUUUAACUUUAAUAACUUUUAUAAGACUGUAAAAUGAUUCGUCAUUUGAAACUGUAGCCAAAUAUGCUGUCUUGUGCUGGUUUCACAUGAGACGUUUGAAGUGAUUUUUGCAUGCAUAUCCAUUUGAAACAAUACUGUACAUUUUUUGACUAUAAUAUUAAAUGUCAAAACCUGUUUAAACUCCUUGUAUUGACUUUUUUUUUUUAUCCCUCUGGAUACUACUCUUUGCAAACACGACACCAACUGCAAGAAAGUAGGAGUCAUUUUUGAUUCAAACAUAACCCUGACCACCACAUCGACAAAACCCUCCAAAUGAAAUCAAUAAUGUCACAAACAAACCGGGGAAAAGUUACUCAUGCACUCCUCUGUUAGAUUACUCCUCUCCAGGGUCACAUAUAAAUCACUCUCUUAUCUGCAGCUGGUCCAGACCGCUGCACAAUGGCUUUUAAAAGGUUUAACAUCACAUCAUACCUUGACUUACUUCUUUUCACUGGCUCCCUGUUUAAGAUUUUACUGAUCACUUUAUGAGCUCAUAUGGACCUUGACCUUAGUUACAUUAAAGAAAUCUUGACACCACAUGUGCUGUCUCGUAGCCAUAGGUCCUCAGACGGGGGGUUUAGAUCCUCUGUUGCUCCAAAGUUAAGGCUUAGAUGGAUCCAAGGGAGAUUUUACUUGUACUUGUAAAGUUUGAUUUUGAGGCCCUCUAUUUCUGCCAAUAAUACUGAUUACACACCUUCAUAAAUCUCUUUGAUUAACAUUCCAUGACAUGCAAACAUACUUUUAUCUUGGCGUUUUUUCUCUUCUUCCUCUUCCUUUUCUCUGCUCCUGAAGAAUAUGUCCUUUUUUUCAACAUUGUUUCGCCCCACAACUACCUGCACUUUGGAUGCUCAGUGCACAUUGCACAGCAGGAGGCACAUAACGUUAGCGGAGCUUUGACAUAUCGGCGGUAAGAAUCAUAGGCCUACAUCAGCAGCAGCACUAAGAUGUUUUUAAUUUAUUUUAUUUUAUGUUUACAAUAGUAUAUAUUUUAUCACAAAGAAAGCAUCACUCAUGCAUGCAAAAAAUAAAAAAAAUAUUAAACAUACAUUGCUCUUGGGGGUUGUGGGGCCCUAAGCAGGCGCUUAUUAUUAUUAUUAUUAUUAUUAUUGAUGAUGAUUAUAUGAAUAAUAAUAAUAAUAAUAAUUAUUAAUAUUAUUACUAUUAUUAGUGAUUAUGAUGAUGAAAAUAAUAAUAAUAAUAAUAAUAAUUAUUAUUAUUAUUAUUAUUAUUAUUAUUAUUAUUAUUAUUAUUAUUAAAAACCCAGAAUCAUACGUCUAAAAAUUAUGUGUUGUUUUAUUUCACUAUUUAAAAAAUUGUGUGAAAGUAUGUGCAGCGGUACCUGAUCUGCGACACUGUAGCAGCAAUCUGCUGCCGCCUAGCGGUGAGAGCGAAUUAUGACAUAGAAAGAUAGUCCCUCACGAGCCUAUCCAUGUGAACAGUUAUGAUACUACCAGCAUGAAACUCCUAGGUUUCCUCGAUAUAAAAUAAUGAAGUUAUAUAAUAUUGAUUAGAUCUGCAAGCCAACCUUGGAGCAUGAUCUUAUUUAUAAGCGAGACCAAAAUGUAACACCUAAUAAUAUUGCAAAUGUUUGUUAUGAAGAUAUAAAACAACAAAAAUCACAGUAAUACUGAGAAACAUGACUAUAAAGAUGAAAAGCAACCCUCACUUUGGACAUGUUCUAUUCACUCUGCGCUUCGAGCCCUGAAUGACAUAACUCCUGUGAUGGUGUGCAAAUAUGGAUUAACACAAGGGCAAUAUACGGAAAACUGCACUUACAAUGAAACCAACAAAAGGGAUGGAUAAGGUAACUGGAACGGUUGUUAUGUGAACAAGAGGGUGCUUAGUAACAGCGCCAUAUUGGAAGUUGAAACAGAGCCUGAGUCGACAUCAAACCCAUUUCGGUCUCCUCUCAUUGUUUUAUUGGAGAUUGUGGACAUCUACCUCCUCGCCAACGAUUGCAUCAAUGGUAAACAGCGCUGGCUGGAAGUCACGUGUGGCUCUCUCCCGACAGCGCUACGUCACUUCGAGCCCCGAUUGGCUGAACCUCGCAGCUACGGUGUGACCUGCUCUCCCAUUGGUCCUUUAUGUGUGUCAGUCAUUUUUGGCGCCGCCCUCUGAUAAUGCAGCAUGGGCGAAAAUACCAGAGUCGAAAGCUACAGCUGAGGAAGCAGAUCUUUUACUGUCAACGAUUUUGGACGUUUGAACGAAAGGUGAGUGAAUGAAGGUUGUUUUAUACGGUACAAUAUUUGCAAGCACGUAUAAUCCGCGUUAUUCCGUACAACAAACGGACUUAAAUGUGGCGGUUGGGGAUUGUUAGCCACCUGGACGCUGAGAUGCUAACCCACAUUGCAGCAUUGGGGAAGGCUGGAGGCUUUCGCCACGUUCAGCUAGCUCGCUGGCUAAUUUUCCACUGCUAGUUUGACGCUUACAGAGACAGGAAAUGAAGUAGAAGACAACACAGGGAGGCUCGUAAUCAAAAAAUGGCAAAUAAAGGUGUUUCUCGACGGUUUGUCAACAAACGUGAACGUGCAGGUCGUCAUUCACGUCGCUGUGGUGUACGUUAGCAACCUUAGCAUUUAAGCCACGAUGACUGGCCCUCAAGAGUUGACUCUUGCUCGUACAGAGGCGUCCAGAUUUGUAAUCUAUAAUCACAAAUAAGGCUUGUUAUUUUACCCAGUCUAAUAGCUGUAUAAUCUAGCUCGGAGGACAGAAGGAUUUAAGAAGUGAAGCAGCAGCCGUGGUGCAUUCAGGUGCUUCCGAAAAAAAUCAAUCGUUCCCGUUUUCUUGCCCGUGAGGAGGUACGUGUGUUUAGAGGUGAACGUAAAUGUUCGACUAAAGCUGUAAAAGGUGACCUGAAAAUAUAAAAUGCUGACUCAAAUUCACUUCUCCUGAUAUUAUGAACAAUAUUUUAAAAAAGAUUUAGAGGUAAUCAAAAUUCUUCACUCUGACAUGUUGGGGAAACGUGUCAUUUUGUUUUACUUCAAGCUGAAGACGUGAUCAUUUAAAUGUAUACUGAAAUUACUCACCAACCCUAAAUGUUUUUUAGUUUAUUUUUUUUUUAAUUUCAGAAAAAGCAAAUAAAUAGCACCACCAUAGACUGUAUAUAGAAUAGACAGUGUCUGCCUCCUCCGAGAACAGCACCCUCUGUUGAUGGGCUGCAGUAUAGGUCAUAAAUCCCGCCUCCUCCAGCAAUCCCUAUGGAGCUGUGGACAAACUUUAGAAAUUUAUUACACAGAAUAUAAGUUUUUCUCCCCCCUGGUUGCGAUGUUGACAUGUAGUUAUUGUCAGACUGGUUUGUGCUCAAGUCCUCUUUUUUCUGUGCAGCUCCAAUUUUAAAAGUUAUUCAGGGGUUCAUGUUUUCUAUGAUUGACACUUGAUACAGCCUGUGGGCGUACGAAGACUGCAUAGCUUACACAGGCGAUUCGCUGUUUGAACUGAGCGUCAUCACAAUGACUCUCGGGGAUGCCGAAUGCGCACGAUGCUACUGCGCAAUGCUGGUUUCAGGAAAUGGAGGAAAAACGCAGAAUUACCGAGAGCUUUUUGGCUUCAAAUCCAUAUACUGGCAGAAGGCAGAACCAAGUUGUCCAUAGUAUAUACAGUCUGUGAGCACCACAUUUGGUAAUGCCCUCACUAUUAUGACAAAUGCUUUAAAAGCAGUGCAAAAUCCAAAGUGAGUAAAAAAUUUGAAUUGAUUUAAUAUAACGAAUCACAACAAAACUGUAUCAAGCCUAUUUUUGAUACUUUAAAAAGACAGUAAUGAUGAAAUUGAUUAUAUCCCAACUUUGAUUAUUAACUUUCUGAAGAGAAGUAGUUUGAGAUGCUUUAGAAAACGGCUGUAUGUGACAUUCAACAUACAGAAAUCUGACAACACAGCGUCAUACUUGCAUGCUGCUUUGUUUAAGCAAAUUUGUGUGGUAGUUCUGCACUUUUAGACAGCAUACGAUGCACCUUAAGUACAUUCUACCAUGUCCAAUCCAUCAAAAUGUAUUGUUUCUCAUAUUCUCUAAUAAAAAGCCAUUACAGCCUCAAAUAUCAUCUUGAUUUUAUUAUUCAGUGAUAUGGAAAAAGUUCAUUUUGUUUUUGGCUGUUGUUUUAUCUGUGAUUGGACUGUCAGAUGAAUUAUUGAACAACAUUAAUAAAACUUUUAUAAAUGCAGAAAUAUCAGUGGAUCAUUUUCAAAGUAUACGGCUCGCAGCAAAUCAUAGAUAUAUAUUUUAAUUGCUUGUUUAACUUAUUAAAGAACAUCAUGUAGAUAAAUAAUAAUUUUGAAACCAAACAGACUUGACACAUUUGACGGUUGAAGGGUUGUCUAACAGAAUACAUUAAACCAAAAGGCAUAUAUGAUAGAUUUCUCAAAAACUGCAGUAAUCUGCGACUGAAAUUAUCUGUAAUUUUUAUACAACUUCUGCAUGUGUUUUGAUCAUUAAACUAUAAAUACUACUACGAUUACUCAUUAGACUACAACUAGUACUAAUACGUUAAUGUACUUUUGAUUUGCGUGUCCAACAUGAAAAAUGCAUUUCAGAGUUUUCACCACCCGCGUCUCAGGAUAUUUCUGCACAUUUGAACGUAUAAAGGCCUCGAGCAUCCUUAUCUAACCUGAGGUUGACAGCUCUGCAAAUUUAUCACACUCUAAGAUCAUGCUCUGUAUUUGUGACUCAGAUUAUAUCUGUGUGUAGCUUUCACCACUCUUUAAAAAAACAGGUGGAACUAUUCCUUUAACGACUAAUUUUGCUGUCAGUUUAGCUGUUAUGACACUUCCUGGAAAAAUAAUAAAACCACUCUGUCACAGCAGAGUGUCUGGACUUAAUAAUCCGCUCACAUCCAUGUGUUGUGGUCAGUGUAUCAACACCACUCCGCUCCACUCCUGGUUGCAUCACUGCAGUUGGUUGUGUCCCUGCAGGCUGCUCUGUCGCUCUUACUUGUAUCAGUAUCAGCAGCAUGUGAAGGUCAGCGUGCCCUUGUGCAUACAAUGCAUGUUCAGCCCUCCUUCCCUCCUCAUGACGUCACUGCCCACUCUGAUGAGCACCACUCUCAUGGCACUACAUGCCUUUGGUGUUUUGAGUGGAGUGCUGCCGUAACAUCUGCGUGUUGUAAUGCCCUCACUUUGACUCAGGGUUUGUUGUGUUUGCUACAUCCAGAGUAAAUAAUGCCUACUAGAGAAGGAAUGAUGGGUUUAGUCACUUCUAAGUCAGCGUUUGAGGCUUUUUUUGUGGGGAGAAAAGCUCAGAAAAUCAUCCACCCUGCUUACUCUGGCAGAGAGUCUGUGGAUAUGCAUGCACUGUUAUCUGCUAAAACGGUCCUUCUAGUGUACUCAGCAACACUGUAUUUAAAGGGAAAGCAGACUGCAUGUGCAAAUGUUGUCUUUCUUUUUCUUUGUUCCUCUCCUUAUAAAAAUGACUGAUCGGAUGGAGGUGAUCGUGCACAGCUUCACCAAAGACACACGUCAUUUGGUGGCAGAAAACUCUAAAAACAUCGAUGCUGGCAGUUGACAACAGCAGUUACCUCUCGUGCUCUACAUGCUCAUCUUUUCCUGUCUCCUACACCCCCGCCACCCACUAUCCACCCCCACCCUGUUACCAGCGUCUAAUGUCUUGCAUAACUGUGAGGACAGCUGCCAAGACCCAGCUGGCUCCUGAGAUGCACUCAGUACUUCUAUGUAUGUGGCCUGGAGAUGUGCCGACUGAGACAGAGGCAGACACAGAGGCACUUUAGGGAUUAUCUUAUGGAUAAAUAACACAUUAGUAUGAUUAAUACGAUGUUUGUGUUUGGUCCUGCGCAGAAGCUUAAAUUACAAAGCGAGUCCAUCACGCUCUCUUGGGUAUCUCUUAGUCAUGCGGCUCCACUAACCCUGGCAGUGAGGACCGCGCUUGGCUGUCGCACAAAGCUGGAUAUCAACCUGAUAAGUCAGCGUAGAGUUACUUUGAGCGCGUUCACACGAACAGGCCGGUGUGUGAGCGACACAUGAGCAGAAACGGGCGCGAACCGUCUGCCGUCAGCAGAUUGUCAUAUUCAACAAACUCAUAACCAAACAAUUUGAAGUUAAAGUUAAAAUUCAAACGGCAAUCAACACAGCAUUUGAGGAGAUAAUAAAAAAACACAGACUGAAUGUGCAAAUAAAGACCUAUUGUAUCACUUUCUCAUCAUUAGCCUGUGAAAGAUUAGACUAUAAUAACUCUCAUUUAUUCCCUGGAACUGAUUUGUCACUCUGAUUUAUUCCCGCAGCUUGUAUGACGGUUCUAGACGUAAUAUUUCAGCCGCAGCCCAAAAGCUCGCAAACAGAAUUAUGGAGAUGAUAAAAAUGAAUGUGAACAGCGUGAUUCAGAGCCAUAAUCUUGCAUAUUUUAUAUCCAGUAAUUACAAUAACUUGAAAGGAUGAUGUUCGUUUGUUCAGUCUGUGUUGAAAUAUGAUGCAGGGAAAGUACAACAGUCUCUGAUUUUCCUCCUCCGGUGCUUCAGGAUCAAGUAAGCUGAUAACCUUCCCCAGAGUAGGUUCGGUGUUCAGCAGCUACAGACUGAUCAAGAUGAUUGACAGAUUGUUAUGUGCAUGAAGUAAUCAGUGUAAUCAUUAUAAAUUCUUUUUUAUCAAAUACAAUUAAAACUAAACUAAUAUUAAAGUGAUAUCGGCAUUAUUUAUCGGUAUAGGCCGCUGAAAAAAGAAGAUAUUGGUUGGUGGGGUGACACAGCUCAAGGAAGAACAUUUAUUAUUAAUAUGAUGAUUAUUACUUAAAGGACAUACUAAAGAAAUGAUCAUAAAUGUUCUUCCUUGAGCUGCGUAACCCCGCUGUAGUCCAUAAUGGAUUGGCCUGUGGUCUCACCACUAACAAAUGUCUGCUGGAAGAGAGUAGGUAAGUUGUGUUUAGUCUUUUUGCUAAAGAAAUCAGGCAAAGUUAAAAAGAUGUUUGGUGGCUAGUACUAUGGCUGGGACGCUAUUUGUACUGUUGAUGAAGUUAGGUGCUGUUCUGAGCAUUAGAGUGGCGUUUUAGUUGAGGUUUGUGUGUGGCUCUGUGUAUUGCUAUCGUGCGGUUGUUACUAAAGUUGGUUUAACUAGAGAAGCAACAAUUAUCUCUCGGGGGGUUGUCUAACUUAAUGUUACGGCGUAUUUGGCCCUAAAUUAAUUUUACACUGGAAUACUCCUUUGACUACAUGAUAAAGAGCCUCAUUGCAAUAUUUUUGUAAAACUUAAUGGAGCCUUCAAAUUAGAGCGACACCAGUACUUUAUAAACCGUCCUGUUAAAGGCAGAAGACUUCCUUGCACACCAUCUUCCAUUAAUCGUUGCUUAUUUUUGCUUCCUGUCCCCUCUGGGUCUGUUUUUCUCUUGAAAUGGGUAAAAGAAGGUUUAGGUGUGCAGCCCCUGCAGCUUGGAAUCUCCUGCAAGAGAAUCCGGUCCUGCGGGAGCCGGUCUCUCUGAGUGUGUUUAAAAGCAGAUUAAAGACUGGGGGGGAAGAUGCAUCGGAAUGUAGAUGCUCUGAACGAUGACUCUCUGCCGGAAAUGUCGACGUGUGUUUUGUUUUUGUUGUGCGUUUGUACGUCUGUAACUUUGCGGUUCAUGUAAUGUAGCUGAAAUUUUAAGUUUUUGGGUUUGUUGCGACUAAACAAAACAACUCCAUUUUGUCUUUCUCCACAGUGAUGUUCCAACAAUGCCGAUAGUGGAUAAACUCAAGGAGGCUUUGAAACCGGGCCGAAAGGAGACGGGUGAUGAAGGUGACCUCAACAAACUCUUGGCUUCUUCUGCCAAAAAGGUCCUUUUGCAGAAGAUAGAGUUCGAGCCCGCCAGCAAGGGUUUCUCUUAUCAGCUGGACAGCCUAAAGAACAAGUAUGUGAUCCUCAACCCCAGGAACGAGGGCGCUGCAGGCCAGAAGGCCGCAGAGCCCGCUCAAAUAAAGAGGCAAGGUAAGCGCUGAAAUUGGAACUGUGAAAAAUGAGCAGAUUUCUUAAAAGCUUAGCGCUCUGAUAAUGACACAAACUCUCCUCUCGCAGUAUCAGAAAAUGUGGUCGGGGGCCAGAGCGAUGGGAUCCCGGCCCCUCAGAAGAUGCUCUUUCAAGGUAACAAGCUCACUCUUAAAUGGGAGCGAGUGUACAGGGUGGGAGCCGGCCUCCACAACCUCGGGAACACCUGCUUCCUCAACUCCACGGUGCAGUGUCUCACCUACACCCCGCCACUCGCCAACUACUUACUCUCAAAGGAGCACAGCCGUGCCUGUGAGUACUCGAACCCUGCUCUUCAACUAUUUAUUUCACCUCACACAUCAUUAAAACUCGAUAAAGUUACUGGAGGACCUUUGUGCUCACACUCAUACUCGGACUGUCUAUCAGUCCUUUAUUACCGUAUUGACCCUAAUAGAUAAAUACAUCCAGUAACAGUGACCCAGUCCUGUAUUUGAGGUUUGAUAAUUACAUAUUGGCUCUACUUAUCUGUGAGCCCCUCGUGUCUGAGGCCAGCUGUGACUCACCGCGAUGGUUUCAGGAGUAUGACGGGCGGAGUGACGCGAUGAACAAAGGUGCAGAAAAGUGGGACAGGUUGACCAGAAGCUCAGACAGAGCCAUGAAGGCUUCUGGUCGUAAAUGCAGCAGAGACAUUUAACAGCUGUCAGACAGACAAGAGAGAUGCAGCUGCAGGGUGUAAUGUCUUGAAGGAGUGUCUUAAAAUGAGAGAUCUGCCAUCAGUCUGUUAGUCUGUGAGUUAUUUAAAUUAUUGUGGUGUUGAAAUACUCAUAGGUGCUUUGUUUACAUACACACGUGAUCACAUUUUAUUCCGUUUAAAUCUGACAGUUUAAUGUUAAAAGAAAUCCAUCAUUACCGCAAAUGAAGAUGUUUUCUCAGAGGUUAAAAUCGAGCCAAAAUGAUUGAGAUCACUGUCCACGCUGUUAGACCUACUCAAGACUCGACUCUUGAAAUGAAGAAAAUGGUCUCAAGUUCUUCCUCCAUCAAGAGAGAGUAAUAAGUCACUCCUGCAAUACUGAAGAAAGCUUCCUCACUCACCUCACUCGUCCUGUUACCGGAGGUCGGAGUCGCAGGCUUCUCCCGCUAAAUUAUUCUGUGAUUCGGUGAACGAAUCCUUUGAACAAAUCUUUUUAGUGAACUGAUUCUAGUGAUUCAGUACAUCUAAAGGAACUGCCGUGCCCAUCACUACUGACCGACUUGGUAAAAGACAAAAGUUUCAGUCUCAUCUUACUCCAGUUGACCUCAGUUGUUCCACCAGUGUGUCUUCAUUCUGCUUCUAUAAUCUUCUCUUGUAUUUAUAAUAAUAAUAAUACUCUCUCUUCCUCGACCACUGUGGUGAUUUUCUUUGUGUUAACUUUGGCCUGGCUUUGGUUGGUAAUCGGUAGUUGCAUCUUGAUGCGUCUCGAGUGUAGUGAGAUUGUUUAUAGGAGUGACAGCUGAUUAUGCCAUCAACACUGCCUACUGUGUUUAAGACAUAUCCUGUUGAGUUUUGUUGCUCGUUCUUUUGAAAUAUUACCCUGAACUUCUUUCUUUCUGAAUGUGUCAUCUAGCACUGAAAGUUUUUGAAGGGAGCUGAUAGCAUUCUGUAAAUUUGAUAAAGAUAAAUCAAUGAAUAAGUCAGGCUGAUUAAUGGCAUUUUGAAAUAAUCGGCACUGUCUAAUAUCUGGGACUGAAUUAAAUCAUGAGCAAAUUAUGUCUGCAGACACUACAAGCUUCCUCAUAGAUAAGACAUUGAUUAUAUGAUGAUUUGACACACUGAAUGGCAGAAAAUCAAAUCUAACAGCUAGUGCUGGACGAUAAUUCGAUAACAAUAUAUAUCGAUCGAUAGACUUGUGAUGCGAUAGAAAAAAAACGGGUCGAUAAAAAGUUCGAUAGAAAAACACAGUUUCCCUUUCUUUUUCAUCAUAGCCUAUCAUGUAGCUUUUACUACAGUCAUUACUUCCUCCCAACCAAUCACAAACGCAGACCCAGGUACGCUACGGCACCAAGCCCAGCCCCUCUCAAACCACAACAGACAGCACGUGUAUUAGAAAUAAUGUUACAGCAAGGAGAAGCGGAGGACAUUGUCCCGAAAAAAGGUUUCAGUAGUUCACCAGCAUGGCAAUGUUUUGGUUUUUAGAAGUCUGACAAAAAGCGAACAGCGGUCGUUUGCAAAAUUUGCAGAGAAUUAGUAAAAACCAAGUCUGGUAACACAACCAGCUUGUUUUACCAUCUGAACCGGUAGCACCGGCAGGAGUACGAGCUGUGUCGGCCGCUCCGCGGCUCCACGUCGUCGUCGUCGGAGGAGGAAUCCUCUGGAACCGCUGCCAGCACCAGCACAAAGCAUGUAAAGCAGACCAAACUGGACUUCGUUUGUUGCCAAAAUACGACAAAGCGUCCAAGCGGCAUAAGGACUUCACCCAUGCAGUAACAUGCUCCAUAGCGAGGGACACACUGCCAAUAACUACCGUUGAAAAGCCUGGCUUCAAACAGCUUCUAGCCACUCUUGACCCGCGAUAUGAAGUCGGCCGCAAGUAUUUCUCAAACACAGCGCUUCAGGCAUGAAAAUGGGUCAGGGGUUGAGAAGGUGAGAAGGGUGCGGAGGAAAUACGUUCCGGUGUUGUACCGUAGAAUGCACCCCUGCAUCCCGUCCACUCAUUAGCUUCUUAAAGUGGAAGAAAAUGAGCUCAUAUUUUACAAAGACGCGAGUAUGUGGAUCAUGGCUACUAGCAGGGGGUGCAUUCGGCAGGGGUGCAUUCUACGACACAACACCGGCGUGGAUAAGUCCUGCUUCUCGUGCUCAGUUUGCGUAUUAAGUCAGUCACAUGAUAAUUAAAAAUAAAUAAAUCUCCCGACCCCGGGAGAAAUAUUUCAGUGUUCAGACACCAGGUUGUGGGCAGUUUCCCACACAGUUAAAACUGGUAGUAUGCUAUUCCCACCUAAAGCUAUUCUGUUUAUUUAUAUAUUUGUUUGUUUUGUUUAUCUUCAUCAAAAGACUUUUAAAAUAUUUAUUUAUCAGAUUUUCUGGUCACUUUAGUCUUUAUGUUUGUCAGUUUUUACUGACGUCACUCAGGUCACUUAAGUUGAUUUCUUUUUUUUUUAAGUUCUUUUUUAAAAAAACUUUCAGUUGUGGAAAAAAAAAAAGGUGGUUGAAUAAAGGUUUGAAUUUGAAUUCAGUGCUUGUGUGUUCUUUAUUAAAAGUAGGUCAUUAAGCAAUAGCAUAAAACAUCCAGGGCUGCAAUUAAAAUAUAUGUUAAAUAAUUAUAAUAAUUAUAUCGAUAAUUAUCGAUAUCGAUCAAUAUGAUUUAUUUUUUAUCGAUAUGCUUUUUUUCUAUAUCGUCCAGGCCUACUAACAGCUACUGUCAAAUGUUUAAUAUAUAUGCUGUUAUAUUUUGUCGAAUAAUGGAGCUAUAAAUACAGUACAUCAUGUUCAGAUCUCAAUGUCACAGCUCAGCAUAUUUUUUCUAUUUAAUGAAUCAACUCAAAAUUCAUCUUAAACAUGUUUCAGGCUAAAAUAACCACAUAUAUGAGAUCAUGAUAUGCAUAGAUUAAUGGCUUUUAUAUUAAAUUGUUAUAUUUUAUAAAAUGCAAAUUGAAAAAAAAUCCCAAACAUCACCGUAACACAUCCCCUGUUGAAAAACCCAAUUUUUAAUCCUGGUCCCGUCUAUGUUUAUAUUUUUCUGCUUCCAUAAGACACUGUUCAGCGGAGUUAACAUGAAGUCAUCAGACUUUGCUGCCGGCACAGAUCACAAAAUGCUUUAAUUACCUGGAAAGUCUAAAUUUAAACAGAGAGAAAGGUUAAAAAAAUAAAACACCUGCUGAUAAGAAAAUUCACUCUUAGACCUUUGUUUCAUAAUCUUGGCUAGAACGCAUUUUCAAUCUAAGUGAGGGUUUCCUGAGCUUGAUUCCAUCUUGACAAAAACCUCUCAUAAUUCUUGACUUUAUUACCUUUAACUCAUCACUGUGUUUGGUCUGUGUUAACUGACAUCAAAUCUCAUUUGUUGAAGUAACGCUGCUUUUCUCUGCUCUUCCUCCGUCCCUGUCGUUGGGUCUGUUUCAGGUCACCAGUCAGGCUUCUGUAUGAUCUGCGUAAUGCAGAAUCACAUCAUCCAAGCCUUUGCCAACACGGGCAACGCCAUCAAGCCCGUCUCCUUCAUCCGAGACCUGAAAAGUGAGUCCCCCCUCUCCAUCCAUCUUCUUUUUAAGCCUGUGUUAUUCUGUCUGAGCAGUUAGUGCCGGCUGGCUUCACUGUGGGUUAUGUCAGGAGCUGCAGACACCUGAUGUUUGGGUGAGCGCUGCCUCGGGCACUGUGACGUAACACCGGCCACAUGAGCCCCAUGUGACAAGAGCCAGUUACUGCAGUGUGAAAGUGGAGCGGACAGACUGCAGGGUGUGAAUGAAAACCAUGAGAGGGAGUGGAGAUGAGGUGUGGGCUGCACCUUGACAUGCUGUAGCCCCCACUCUCCUCCUUCCCAAGCCCCUCCCCGCCUCUCCCCUUCCUUCCCUACCUGCCUGCCUGCUGCUUCCUUCUGUGCUGCUGCACUCCUGCACCUCUUUUUCUGCCUCUCUCUCCCUCCUCCCCUCCUCUCCCGAUGCCCUCUCAGUCUCCUUGUGACUGCGGGCUGAGAGGAGCAGCUUUAGCACAAAAAAAUACAGUCCUUUUUUUUUUUUUUUUCCUGUUUUCUCACCGACACAUCGAGAAGUGCUGUUUUUUUUUUUAAGCAGGAAGAAAUACGGAUCACAGCAACAACACUGAGACACAUUCGAUAAAAAACAAACAAACAUCUGCAUCUUUUUCUCAGCCUAAAUUAAACCUCAUCAACUCGGUCAAACGUCACUUCUUCUUCAGGAUGUUCCCGCCCUCAUCUCUGAGUGGAAAUGCUCUAAACAGGUCGUUGGAGCGUGGUGUCUUAUUCCGUUUUUUUUUUCCCCCCACAUAGCGGUGACUCAUGGCUGCACAGGGACGCUAUGCCGGGAACGUGGUGACGAUGAUGACCACAAUGUAAUUAACCAGCUCAUACUUCAACUUCUUCCAUUAGGAAGAUUACACCAGAGGCGCACAGAGGGUUUAGAGCGGUGAUGAAGAUGAGAUGAUGGACGAUUUCCUGUUGAAAUUACCGAGCGACUCUGAGCCUUUGAUUCAGAGUCAUACUUUGAUAUGAUGUUGCAGAUGUCCACGCUGAGAUGUGGCUAAUACCUGACAUCAGGUUGUACUAGGGAUGGGCGAUAUAGGCUAAAAAAUUUAUCACGAUAAGUUUUGCCAUUCUGCCGAUCACGAUUAAAGUCCCGAUAAAAAAUAUGAUAAUUCCAGUCCAUGUUUUUUAAUUUGUCUUGACUUCCGUCUUGAGGACACCAGUUGGCAUGGUCAAAUAAGAUACUUAACUACAAGUUUAGGUGGUAGGUUAUAGAGAAAACUAGUGAAAUGUGUAAACACUUUCAACAUUUAGAGUGAGCAGAUCUACUGUCCGAUGUCAGACAUACCUGAUUGCAGUCAUCUAAACCCCAAUCUUAAGGGUAAAUCCCUCAUGUAGAGCCUCGUUUAGCAACAACCUGCUCAGAAACGUCUUCUUCACCACCUUCCGCCAUGUUUGUUUGUUUUGAUCUGCGUGGGCUACGGCUGCAAGUCUGUCGCCUGCACUUCGUCAUCAACUUGCAUUAAUUGUGUUUAGUGUAAGAUGGCAAAUUUUUAUCGUGGAGGAUUUUCCUGAUGAUCAAUCGUGAACGAUAAUUUAUCGCCCAUCCCUAAAGCCGUCAAGUCUGCUUCCUCACUCGUUUUUGCUCUUAAACGAUUCAUUACGUCUCAAAGUCAUUCAUGAGUUUUUCUUUUUGUUGCGAGGAAAAAUCACAGCUAAUUUCUCUUUCCAAAGACAGAGGCAACAGAAAACAGUUUGAUAUUUUUAUCACUCUGGGUCAGAAAUUUAGAUAUCUGUGUGCUCCCUAUUAGGGCUGGGCAAUAUGGCCUCAAAUCAAUAUUAUGAUGUAUUGAGCAGUUCACCUUGAUAACAAUAAAUGGAUGAAAACUUCUCCACAAGCUGCUCACCCCCUCCCACAUUAACUUAGCCCAUCUUCACACACCCGUAACCAAUUUUUAUUCAUUUAUUUUUUUGAAUAUAUUGACAUGGGCAAAAUUACGUUGGUUAUUGUCAUAAAUUUUCGGUUUAUUGCCCAGCCCUAUAAAUUAGAUUAAAAAGUUUUAAAAAUCACUAAAAUUCUGUCUGUAGGAGUUUCAGUCAAAUUUUUGGUUUAUCGCCCAGCCCUACUCCCUACAACAACAGGCAGUAUGAGCUGGAUUUUUGCGUCCCAAAUGUCACUUUGAGGCUGUUCUGACUUUCUCUAAAGUGCAUAAAACAACAAGCUGUGAAUUACAUUAUAACAGCAUAGGCUAGCAUGCUAAUGAGGCUAAAUGAAGUGGCUGCUACCAGCUCGACUUGCAGGUUUAACUCCAGGGUGAUUUGUGACGACCAAGCUGUGUGAGAAGUAACACCCACAAGUUGUGUUUAAUGUUAUGUCACUGGGAAAGCAGCCAAUCAGAGCGCUUCAGGCAGAGGUUUUCAGGCACUAUCCUUUUCCUGGGUUUGGUCUAUUGAGAAUAAACACGUUGGCGGAACAAAAGAUGUGAAUAACCGUCUGUUUUUGCCUCCUGCAGAAAUCGCCCGACACUUUCGCUUCGGCAGCCAGGAGGACGCACACGAAUUCUUGCGGUACACCAUCGAUGCCAUGCAGAAAGCCUGUCUAAACGGCUACCCUAAGUAAGGUUUGAUCACACUUGACUCUUAAAUACACUCCUUUUGGUUUAAUAUGAAGAUAACAGUGAUUUUCUCUUCCCCCUCACCGCCUGUAGGCUGGACAGGCAGACCCAGGCCACGACGCUGGUUCAUCAGAUCUUCGGAGGUUACCUCAGGUCAAGAGGUAUUGACUUUUCUUUUUCUCCGACAUAAAUGUGGAGAAGAUUUCUUCUAAAGCUGUGCACUUCAAGCUGCUGGUAAUGCAGUAUUGAUCCAUUAUCCAGCAGAGUAGAGUGCAGACAAUAUCAACAAAAUACAGGCAGUGUUCUGCUAGACCAGCUUCACAUUGUUCAGUACUCAUAGUCUGUUUGCAUGUAUGGUACAUCUCUAUCGUUUAGGGUUUUCAAAUAAGCUUCAAGUAACUGAUCGGCUUUCUUUAAAACAACUACAAGAUGUUAUUGAGCAUGCAUUUUCUCCUUCUUUAACCACAUAUUUGAUGUUUGAGGUUAAAGCCGCAAAAUUCAAAUCCAGAUUUAAUCCUGUUUAGAAUUUUAGGCAUCCAGGAAUAUGAUUUAUGGCAACUGUUGUCUAAGGAUGCAGAAAAACGGCUGCAGCAAAGCAGAUAGAGAGCAAAAGAUGUCUCUAAUAAUCUUGAUAUAAAUUUGUUGGGCUGGGCGAUAUGGCCUCAAAUCGAUAUCACGAUAUACUAAGCAGUUCACCUUGAUAACGAUAAAUGGACGAUAACUACUCCACAAGCUGCUCACCCCCUCCCACAUUAACUUCGUCUACUUCAGCCGCUACAACUGUUGAACCGUCCUCCAUCUCCUCACCUGUCUUUCCCUCUUUGUUACGGACUGGAUGGGGUGGAGUCACGUCUCUGAUGUAGGACAGUGUCUUAAAGGGACAUGAGACCAUAGCCUAGCUACACACAUCCAAAACAAACUUAUUUAUCUAUUUUUUUACACAGAAUAUAUUGACACAGGCAAAUUGGCGUUGGUUAUUGUCGUAAAUUUCAGUAUUAGUUAAUUUUUGGUUUAUCGCCAAGCCCUAUAAAUUAGAUAUAUAAAAGCUUAAAAAAAUCACCAAAAUUCCCUUUGUAGACGUUUAAGUUAAUCAAAUCUUAAAUGAAAUGAAGAAAUCAAUGAUUUUCAGUCCUUAAAUAUGUAAUAAUUUUGUAAUAUGUAAUAGUUUUGCUCUCCACUGUUUCUGAUCAUCUUUGAUUCUGUCUUCCAGUGAAAUGCUCUAUUUGUAAAAGUGUGUCCGACACGUACGACCCUUACCUGGACAUCGCUGUGGAGAUUCGGGUAUGUAACAAAUAAUCCUCAUAUAUAUAUAAUCUCUUUUUCAAUGUUUACACUGGAAACACAGAAAAAGCAACAUUUGUCCUCUCCUUUUUCAGCAAGCAGCAAACAUCGUCCGAGCCCUGGAACUGUUUGUAAAGCCUGAUGUUCUGAGUGGAGAGAAUGCCUACAUGUGUGCCAAGUGAGUCCCAUUCAUCCAGACCCACAAAGCACUUCAUCUUUAAGCCAAUCUGCGGGGCGUUGCAAUACAUCUUCCCUUCACGGCUGCAUUUACUUAAAUCCGACGCUGCUUUUGGCUGACGGAUCAUGACUCUUUCCUUUUUUUUUCUUUCUCCUCUCCAGGUGCAAAAAGAAAGUGCCGGCGACGAAGCGUUUCACAGUCCAUCGAACGUCUAAUGUACUGACCCUUUCACUGAAGAGGUUUGCCAACUUCAGCGGGGGAAAGAUAACAAAGGUGAGCAGAGAUUUCUCACACCGUCGGCUGAACGAGAGAGCUGUCUCAUGUUCCAGCGGUCUCAUAUUUCAGCUUUUUCCUUUUUAUAGGAUGUCGGAUAUCCGGAAUUCUUGAACAUCCGCCCGUACAUGUCUCAGAGCUCAGGAGAUCCUGUUAUGUACGGCCUUUAUGCCGUCCUGGUGCACUCUGGCUACAGCUGUCACGCCGGCCACUACUACUGUUAUGUCAAGGUAAGAAGCCGCCUCGUUUUCUUUUGAGGUCGAGAAUGUGUUCUCCACGUUUUUCGCAUUACACAUUGAUUACAGAACAAAAUUAAGAUAUAAAACAGAAUAAAGUAGAAAACAGUUCAGACUUGAAAAAUCCUUUAUUUAGCAUCAGGCAACAGAAAACAGUUUGGCUGUAGUUUACACCCCUCUGCAAGAGCUCAGGGCUCCACCUUCUGUUCGGCAUCAGAAUUGUGCGCAAAUCAAAUCAAACCAAACUUCAUUUAUAGAGCACUGCUCAUGUAUGGACACACAACACAAAGUGCUUUUCACACAUAAAAAAAAAAAAAAAUGUUGACAAACAAUUACAAAUUAAGCCCCUCCCCCUCCCCUCCAUACAAUGAACACACACACACGUGCGUACACACACAGACACACUAUCACACUCUUACUACUGACAAUAGGGAGACUGGGCAUGACACUGAGAAUUGAGGAAGCACCAUCUUUGGGGCCAUCCACACUUGGAUGAGUCACAGGCUGUGCCAUCGGGGGGCAACAGAGGACCCCCCUUAGGGAAAGACUGGAAUUAAAACUAACACUAAAAGCAUAAGGUUGUCCAGGAAAAAAAAAAAACCCUGAAAAAAAUAAGUAAAAAGAGUUUAAAAGGAUAAAAAUACGUAAGAUAAUAAAUAAAAUAGUACCAAUAAUUGGUAAAACAAAUAAAGUCAUUUAAGAAUAAUAUAAACUUAUAAAACAAGAUAGAAGCAACAACAUAAAAUAAGAUGGAACUAGUAAGAAGAAUUGAAGAUACUAGUUAAAAGCCUGAUUUAAAAGGUAGGUCUUUAACCUUCCUUUAAAAAUAUAUAUAGUAUAUAUACAUGAAAUUUUUUAUAACUGUUUAUAUACAUAAAGAUAACAUCAGUCAUGUUAUCUUCAUUAUGAUUAUAUUUGAUUCAAAUAAAGAAAUUAAUGCAAUAACAGGAAAAAGUAAAGAUAUGUAACAGCUUCAACAUUAAGACUAACAUCAAAACUUUUAAAAUGAAAAUAGCCGGGCUGUGCCGAUGGAUAAAACUGUGCAAUACGAUGUAAAUGAACAGUUUAUUAAUUCAAAAUUGUAUUUAUUUGUUGCUAAUCUAAAACAUUAUAUACCUGUGGGAGUCCAGGUGUACUGCACUCUAUGGCAAAAUACGCUUUUUAAAGCAUAUCUGCCAAUCCUGUAUAUCCUCAAUAGCUUCAUACAACCAUCAAAAUCCAAACAUUGACUGUGGAGUUAUCGGAAUAGAAGAAAAUAUUCAAAUUAGUGUUUAAUGACUUUGUUAAAGAUCUGAAUUUGACAGACUCUGUGUUAAUUAGCUUUAAAUAAAGGAUAAAUCACAGUUUUCUACUUUGAGAACUGCAGUGAAAAAGUGUCUCUGCUCCGUGUUUCUCCUCAGGCGAGCAACGGACAGUGGUACCAAAUGAAUGAUUCAAUGGUGCACUCCAGCAACAUCAAAGUGGUGUUGAACCAGCAGGCUUAUGUGCUUUUCUACCUGAGGUGAGACGCUGUGAUGUGCUGCCAGAGUGUUGUCUGUUCCUCCUGGAUGUGGAGUGAAAUAAACUGGCGUCUUGAUUUGUGUGUGAAAGGAUCCCCGAAACAAAGAAGAACGCAGACGGGCAGACGACCAAGCAGGGCGUGCUGCAUUCUGGGAAGAAUAGCGCGUCGUCUGAACAGAUCAAGAGAGCCAACCUGAACGGGCCUCUGUCGUCCCCACAGGUGACAAAGGUACGAGACAGGUGUUAGCCUGUAGACUCUUGGACAGCUGGACUAAAUCUUUGCUCACUGUUUGUUUUUUUUCGAGCUGUAAACAUCAUCUACCUCUCUCCAGAAACUUGAACCUGCACAACUGCGCAAAAUCCAGUCUAUGGACGGCGGUUUAGGCUUGCCCGUUUCAAGGAACGGAGUGAGCUCUCAACCGCAGCCCCGGGUUUCCAACUGGACGUCGUCCACAAACGGCCCGCCCAAGCUGCCAGGCGGGCCCACGGUUAUCGAAGAACCUUUCAAGAAGCUGAAGAAGCCCGCUCCCCAGAGCCAAGCGCAGUCCCGCAGCAGCACUCCAACCCCUUCCAACAACGGGGUCAGCAGGACGGAGGGAGACAAAAAGCAAGGCGGCGAGGGCAGAGGCAUGGCAGCGUCUACCUCAUUCAAGUCUUUAUCUGACUCGUCCUCUGCCGACACCGUCGACUCCAAGGUAAUAUUUACUCCGAAGAAGCACAAAAACAAAAACGCUGAAUCAGAUUUGAUCAGUGAUGUGUUACAACAGCUCUGACUAACGAAAGUCAGGGUGCAAAGUCCGCUCUAAACCACAUGUUGACUGUGGAGAUGUAUCGUCCAAACUUACUAAAAUAUGAAAAAGCAUUUUAACAACGAGAUUCCUGAAUCCUGAAUCUGCAGCCAGUGAAAACAACAACAGUGACAUCGAGUGGUGAAACUGUCGACCACAACAAACAAGUAGAUGUUAUUGCGCAUUUCUACUGAGUGGUGUCUACUCUGAGCUUGAUCGCAAGAUUUAAGGUCUAAGUUGUGAUAGAAAUUACGUUUUAAAAAGAGUUUCUUUGGAUUUAAGCACAACUGGUGCAACUCGAGAAGGAGUUCAAAAUAAACCAGAGAAUUUUAAUCAAUAUUCAGGUCUAAAGAAAAUAAUCUAAAGGCACAAAGGCUGUUACUUUAGUUAAACAUCGCUGUAUUGAUGUACUAACAGAUGAAUUUUAGUGUGUUUUACUUUAAGGCGUGAAGCCAUCUUAAAUGUAAAAGUCUUCUCUCGUUAGUACCUGGGAGGAUUGUGGAAAUUUGUUGGAGGAAAUUCUAAGUCGAUAUUGAAAUAAUUUACCAGAAUUCUUGUCGCACAUUUGCUCUUUUUGGUUAUUCAUUUUUCUGUCAGAGUGAAAAAUCCAAAUUACACUCAUUAAAGUAGGCUGAAGAGGCUUUUUAACAGUCCAGUAUUCAUACUGAUAUAAAAAACAGUACUGGUAAGUUACAAUGAAAUCAAACACAUAAAAAGUUUGAAAACUAAUAAAACAAAAAAGAUGAAAAGUGAGAAAUAGCGCCGUCAUGCAGCUUUUUUUUUUAUUUAAAAAAAAAAAAUUCUUAAAGCAAAAGUCGUAACUCUUAAAUGUCUGACACCAAAAAUUAUGGCCAGAAAACUCACAUUUUUCUUUUAGCUAAAAUGUUAUUUCACUUAAUACAGAAAACCAAAAAAAUCAAAAUGUCCUUUAGAUGUUUUUAAAAACUGAUAAACGACAAGAGGACAUUUUUAUCAUUUAUCUGACUUUAUUCAGGUGUUUUUUUAGCAAUUUGUUGAUAGCACUGAUUCGUAUUGAUUCGAUAAAAGUAUCUAUCAUAUAUGAUACAAAAGGCAUUAAAGGGUUGAGUUUGCACAGUAGCAUUUGCUGUAGAUCUACUGAUGCAGAAGUCCAACAUGCUCCUUUUUCAAUAAUGCAUUUAAACAUUUCAGACUUCAAGCUCUGUGAUUGGUCCUCUCGAUGGCAGAUAGAUCCGUCUAAGUUUUGCUCCUUUGCAGUCGUUGCAGGAUGAUGAACUGUCACUCACGUUCAACGGCUCUAACUUAAACAUCACGCGAUCUGACUCAGUUGCCAUGGUUUCCUGUACACAAACAAAUAGGGAACAUAGCACGACCUGAAACCGGUGAUAUGAUAAGCAAGGAAGUCGCACUGCUGAUUAGCAUUUUGUCGACAUAGCAAUGUGAUAUUUAUACAACAUAAAAUCUGUUGGUAUAGCUGAAGUCGACUCUGACACUGAGCCAAUAUGUCCCUCCAUCUUUACUCAGAACACACACACUCUACAUACUCUUAACCGCAGCCUGUGAUUCCCUCUGUGUCCACUAGGACUCUGUGGGUCCCAAAAGCGCGCCGGUAGGAGAGACUCCCUCCACCCCACGGAAAGGGUCGAACGGCGUGGCGUCCCCAGCCAAGAGCGUGGAGCGCUCUCAGAGCACAGAGGAGCAGAAGAGCGCGAAAAUCAAACCCCCCGCCCUCAACAACAUCAACUCAUCUGAAGCCACCAGCACCAUGUCACCUCCGCCCGCCAAGAAGCUGGCGCUGUCAGCCAAGAAGGUGAAGCUCAUUCCCAUCCACAGCAGGAGCGCGGCCUCCUGUCUGAGUGAACGAUUGUUUUCAGCUUCCUGUUAUUUCACUCAAAACUGCUAUUAUACCGUUCGUUUCAAGAAGUAGCUAAACUAAGGCGAGUAAUCUCUUCUUUUCCAGUUGAUUUCUCUUGAUAUAACGAGUUAUUCCUCCAGCGUGCACGUCUAAUCAACCACAUGGUUUAGAGUUUGUCUUCUUUUUCCUUUAUUUUGUCCUUUUUUUUCUAACCAUUUCUAAUUCUUCUCUGCCAUACCCUUUCCUCCUUGUUUCUCCCCCUUCAUCUUUUCCUGCCAUCCUUUUUUUAACCUUCCUCUUCCUUAUUUUUGUCACAUCAUGGCUAUUUUUUUUAGACCACCAAGUUUUUAUUUAUGUCGAUAACUGCAGGCUCGCAGCCAGAACCCGAGCAGCAUUGAUGCUCUGCCCCCUUCGCCACGCCAGCUGUCCAGUGACCCCACGCAUCAAAAACAAUCAACCCCCUCAUCUUUGCCUCGCCGUCUCACGCUCACAGGUAUGAACGAUUUAACCGCCUAUAAUCACACGACAUUUUGAAAGGAAAUUGAGCAAAACAUUCAGAUGUUUUGUCGUCUUUUCCCUCCAGAGCUGGUCCAUUCCAUCCCCCUAAAGUCCAGUCAUCAUCGCAGCUUUUCGCCCCCAAACAGAAACAGCCCCUCCUCUCCACGCCGCAAAAAACCAACCCCAGCUUUUCUCCCCAAACAAACGGGCUUCACAGUAUCAGCCCAAAGAGCCCCAAGUCUUCCAACAACCUCAGCUCCCCGGUGAAAGAAGCAGACCUCAACAAGUCCAACCAAAAGAAGAAGAAGAAGAAAAAGAAGCGACGACACUCAGAGGUGGAGAACGAAGCCGAGCCAGUCCCGUCCCCGGACGCCAAAGCGAACCAAAGCAGCCUCGAGGAAUCUGCGAGCGAGAAAAAGAGGAAGAAGAAAAAGAAGAAGCGAAAGAGGGAGAGCGAAGACGGAGGCGAAGCGAAGAAGAGGGAGUGUGUGCCGUCUCAUCUGGACGCGUCAAACCAGGACGAGGAUUGGUGUCAGGGCGGCAUCUGGAGUCUCACAUCCAAUCCAGGGACAGAGCAGACUCAGGAAAAGCCUCGAGUAGAUGCAGCAGCUCCUUCGGUGCAGCGUGAGCCAAAGCAGAGCGAGCAGGAGAGCGAGUCUGUGAAGUUAAAAAAGAAGAAGAAGAAGAAGAAAAUGCAAGUUUUGGAGCAGGAUACAACCGCAGCACGCUCUGCACCGGAGAAGUGAGUGUUUUUGUUCCUGACAAUCGCCAUAGUUGUUGAAAAUGAACCUUUUAUUAUUUAUAAGUUGUAAAUUAUACCUCCAUAGAUUCCUUCUCUUCUACGUUACUAUGAAAACAUCUUUUAAUCUCUUCACUUUCCUCCAGCAGCGCUUCAGAGAUGAAGACAGCGGUAAUAGAGAAUCAUACAGAAGAUCCGGCUGUGUUGAAAAAGAAACUAAAGAAGAAAAAGAAGAAGAGGCUAAAAGAGGAGGUGGAGCAAAGCACAGACGUGAAGGACCAGGAGUCUGAAGCAGCAGCAGCAGAAGAAGAAGAGCCCCCCUCCAAAAAGACCAGCACAGAGAACGGCAGUCUGAGUCGACAAAGCGCAGGUAUGUUGAACCUGAGCGGCUGUUUGAUUGUUCCUACACAUCCGAAUGUUUCUUACUGAUAUAUACUUCAAUUCAAAUCCAGCCGCAGUUGUGAUGUGGGACAGCCAAGUGAGAGACGGCUAUAAACGCAGCAAACCUCCGACCGCCGAUGAGGACAAACCGGCCCGUUCUGCUCCUGCAGGCUGGGAUGGAAAAAAGACCGGCGGGGUGGUGGAGGAGCUGCUCAGGAACGCCACGGAUAAAGCCUAUGGAGCCAACGGUAGAGAGAUAGAUAUUUGUGAAUCAAUCAGUUCAGUCAUUCCCUGCAAGAACAUUGAAUAUAAACUCUUGAUUUAUCUUAUCUAGUCCUCAGCUGGGAUGGAGAUGUCUCUGCCAUCAGUAAAGACGCUGCUGAAGAUGUCCGCAUCGCCCAGAGUGACACUGUGAUCGACGAGUGGGAUGAAGACUUUGACAGGGGAAAGGUGAGUCGGCGUUCGCAGGAAAUUUGCAGUAAAAAUAAAAUUAACCAAGAUGCAUGUCUCAUUAAAUCCCAUGGCAUAUUGUUUACACUCUUCCUUUCUUUAUCUCUCGUGUGGCGAAUGCACAGGUGAAGAAAAUCAAAAACUAUAAGAGAGAGAAAUGGAGAGGCGGCGGCAGCAUCUUCCAGAAGAUUCAGGACAGGAGGAACAAGUGGUCCGUAACACCCGGAGGGAAGAGAGUUUUCGGAGUCCGGCGCUGA
Xyrichtys novacula (pearly razorfish) is the source of this 31114-nucleotide messenger RNA. The record is from the annotation of a GenBank genome assembly. NCBI's taxonomy places the organism in Eukaryota, Metazoa, Chordata, Actinopteri, Labriformes, Labridae.